Striga hermonthica is the source of this 1275-nucleotide messenger RNA. The record is from the annotation of a GenBank genome assembly. NCBI's taxonomy places the organism in Eukaryota, Viridiplantae, Streptophyta, Magnoliopsida, Lamiales, Orobanchaceae.
AUGGAGGACGUUGAGAUGGAAGAAAGUAAGCAGAAGCUGGAAAUGGAGGUCGCGCCGGCGCUAAUCGCAGUUCACCCAAACCAGAAUUCAGUAUCCGUUUCCGUCGGGUCGGAUGUUCGGGUCUUCAGUCUCCAAGAUGGGUCGAGAGUUAAAUUAAUCGAUGAUAAUGGGGUGCAUAAAGAUUCGAUUCGGGCCAUUCGGUACAGUAAAAGCGGGAAGCUUUUCGUAUCAGCUGGAGAUGACAAGCUGGUGAAAAUUUGGGAUACUAAUUGUUGGCGUUGUUUUUGUUCUGUGGUUUCAGAGAAGAGAGUGACUUCUGCUGCAAUAAGCAACGAUGAGAUGUUUGUCUGUUUUGCCGACAAGUUUGGUGUCGUUUAUGUCGUUGAUAUUCGCAAUUACGAUUACGAAAAUCCAGCUGUGAUGAAUAAAAAGGCUGUCCCGAUUCUUUCUCAUUAUUGUAGCAUAAUUACGAGAUUGGAAUUUUCUCCAGAUGGGAAAUACAUUGUUACUGCUGAUCGGGACUUCAAAAUACGUGUGACUGUAUUUCCAAAAGAGCCCCUACACGGGGCUCAUGAUAUUCAGAGUUUUUGUCUUGGUCAUACCGAGUUCGUUUCAUGCAUCACAUUUGUCAGUAAUAAGGAUUAUACACAAGGAUUCUUGGUCUCGGGAAGUGGUGAUUCAACUGUUCGAUUAUGGGACUAUACUUCUGGUUCUUUGCUCGAUAUGUGUGAUGUUGGGACCAAGGUAGUUGAGUUAGAUUUGAAUCAAAAAAGUAAAUUUUUUAAAAUGAUUGGAAUUUUUUUGAAAAAAUUGUAUUCAAGCAUCCCCUUAAAGUCUAAUUUGAUAUCGACUAGCCUUUGCCGAAAUUUUUUAACGAAAAACUUGCUGAAAAUUGUUAUUGAUGUCAAAGACGAGGCAUUCAUUCCCACGUGCAUCGGGGCUCCUUCCUCGGCCUCGAUUCUAUGGAUGGUCAUGGGGGCAUCCACUUCACAAAGCAAAGACUCCACGCCUGUUGCCCGAGUGAGGGCAAUAUCGGAUUUUGGCACAAAAAACGGGCCAUUAAUUGUGUUGGGCGAUCAUGAGAUACCGGGUUCCGAGCCCUUGCUUCAAGAACUGCAAGGUAAAAUGUUGAUUGGGGAAGAGGCAUUUUCUACGGCAGCCGAGGCCGUUAAAACGGCCAUGCGUAAUUUGUUGAUUAAAAAACAAUACUCGACCGAGAGGCGCGAGUUGAAAAAGAAAGGAAGAAACGACAAGAAGAAUAAAAUGCGGGCUUAA